AUGUUUGUGGAAUCUGCACUGGUCCACUCAGGUCUGGUCUCGGGCAUGCGGAUCGUCUAUCAUACGCCGUGGUUAUUCAAGCUUCCUCCUGAGCUUUGGCGGCUACUUUCCUCCUUCCUCUUGACAGGCGGUGGCUUUUCCUUUGUCUUCGACCUCUAUUUCAUGUACACAUACGCUUCGGGCCUAGAAUUGAACUCUCCUCGAUUCGCCCAACCCGGCGACUUUUUCACCUAUAUCUUUUUCGUGGCAACUGCCAUACUGGCAUCUGGAGGGCUUAUCCUCGGUGGCCACAUCUUUACUCAAGCCCUUCUUCUCGCGCUCAUCUACACCUUCGCGCAAGAUAACAGGGGCAAGAAGGCACAUUUCAUCAUCCUUCAGAUACCCGUCGAGCUGCUCCCAUGGGCCAUGCUCACGCUGACCCUGAUCAUGGGCGGGCCUCAAGCUGCCCUGCAACAAGCCACAGGCGUCUUUGCCGCUCAUCUUUACGACUUUCUGACGAGGCUGUAUCCGACUUUCCAGGGUGGCAGAAAUUACAUACAAACUCCAGCUGCAGUCAGGAGAUAUUUUGGCGCGGAUAGAAGCUCAUUCACCCACAAAGCUUAUGGGACGAGCUUCAGACCUGGGCAACCCGUCCCCCAGCAGCAGAGUCGCGGUUGGACUAGUGGCUUCUCAAACUCUUGGAGUGGUAGGGGCGCCGGCCGGCGGCUGGGUGGCGACUGA
Molecule: messenger RNA, 720 nt
Organism: Fonsecaea nubica
Lineage: Eukaryota; Fungi; Ascomycota; Eurotiomycetes; Chaetothyriales; Herpotrichiellaceae
Exons: 3
Coding region: 1-720 (239 amino acids)
Biological process (GO): endoplasmic reticulum unfolded protein response
Cellular component (GO): endoplasmic reticulum membrane; Hrd1p ubiquitin ligase ERAD-L complex
Molecular function (GO): misfolded protein binding; ubiquitin-specific protease binding
Source: RefSeq, a predicted model, not a curated record